Messenger RNA from Suillus fuscotomentosus, 852 nucleotides. RefSeq lists its product as uncharacterized. Lineage: Eukaryota; Fungi; Basidiomycota; Agaricomycetes; Boletales; Suillaceae. Bases 1 to 852 code for a protein of 283 amino acids. The transcript has 7 exons. The record is from RefSeq and is a predicted model, not a curated record.
AUGUCCAGAUCUGAGGAGUCCGAAUUCACAACUUGGUCUGAAAAUGCGAAACAAACCGAAUUGAAUGUCGAUUCUCAAACAGGUAUCCCUGAGAUUGCCAAAGCUGCAAUCAAAGGGACAUGGCAAGUCAAGAAAGGCAUCACUGGCGCUGUCUUGCUCAUGAAUAAGCCUCGCAUGAAACGCAUUACUUCAGACGUCCUGAAGAACUCGCGAAAAUCCACCUCUUUCAAUCCAUGUGCCUCCUUACCAAAGCCGUCUAUUGCCCUGCCUUCUCCAUGUACCUUUCAGAUACAAGUGGCUCUUCUAGAUUCUACGCCUAUUGCGGACUCGGAGCCUGUGGGCACAGUUGAUUCCAUGGCUAGUAUGAGAUGGUGGAGUGACGCACAAACUGGAUUAACACGCAAUGGAUGCAAUACAGAGCAUUGCUACUCCCCUUUAUAUGAACUUUUGCAUGCGAGGCGCCCUCGUCAUAGGCAAGCGACACCAUCCCCAGAGCGUGCAAGAUGGCUAGUCUCUCCCGUCCCGUGGGCGCCUCUUGGUGAGGAUGGCACAGAGGUGCCGAUAUACAUCCGGAGUCGUAAGUACACUCAACAAGCAAAGACCGCAUUGUCAUUACAACAGCAUCAUCCGCCAGAGGAUCUCCACUACCCAGUAUUGGUUACCCUAAACCCACCUGCAGAUCCAGACGUCACUAACACUGCUACACGGUUCGCUUACGACCACUCCAUCCUCGACACCAAGACGAUCAUCGCUCAAAAGGCAAUGCCGAACAUUAAGGGCCACAGCGGUGUCCUGUCCGCAGAAGCGUGGCUUGGGUACGGAUUUCAUGAGAACAGGUUUACGUCCGGUUAA